This is a messenger RNA of Vitrella brassicaformis, 5463 nucleotides long. The record is from the annotation of a GenBank genome assembly. NCBI's taxonomy places the organism in Eukaryota, Vitrellaceae.
UUAGACACUCUCUAUCGACUGAAUCGACUGCUUUCGAUCCAUCCCACCACCAUCACCAUCACCACCAGCGCCAGCAGCACUUCCAGGCCCACUGCCCGAUGGCGUGAACGUGUUCAACGCUGCCGGAUCCUCCUCAGCAGCCGCCGCUGCAGCAGCUGCAGCUGCAGCGCUCUCCUUGCGCCUCCUCUCCGCCCGCUCCUGUGCCCUCUUGGCUGCCUUCUCGGCCUCCCUGACCUUCCUCUUUUCUGCCUCCUCCUUCUCGCGUUUCUUGCGCUCAGCCAUGGCCACCUUGCGAUGCGCGCGGAAGUCUCGGAGCAUGCGUGGGAGCCUGUCUGUCUCGCGGUAGGGCAGCUUGAGAGCGCCAUCGAUCCACGAAUCAUCGAGAGCGUCGUCCUCUUCCUCUUGUUCAUUGACGCCCUCCCCCUCCCUCUCCCUAUCCCACCCCCUCUUGGCGUGCGGGUGUGGGUGGUAGGAAUCGUCCUCAGGCUCGCCCCACAGCAUAUGGUGGUCGUCGGCCUCGUAUCCCUCGUCCUCAUCCUCGUCAUAGUCGUCCAUCGGCAUGUCCUCAUCGGCCGUCACGUGACGUGAUGAUGACCCAGAGGCAGACGAAGAUGGGCGCGGGGGAUGAGAGGGUCCCUCCUCGUCUCCUUCCUCCUCCUCGAGACUGUCAGGCAUCGACUCGUCAUGCUCGUCGCUGGAAUCGUCGUCAUCGGAGAACUCUGCGGCCUCGUCGAGCUCCUCGAAUGGCUCCUCCUGGUCGAGAGGGGAAGGGGAGGAUGAGCUGUCGUCGCCAUCGGACGACCAACCAUCAUCGGAAUCGCCGACACUCAUCCUGACACACACCCACACACACAAGGAGAGAGAGAGAGAGAGAGAGAGUGGUGCAAGCUGUGUGUGAUGACGUGGGGGAAGAGGCGGCGCUCACCGUCUCUGUUCCAGGGCUUGCUGGCGCAUCUCUUCCUCUCUGACGAGCUCACGCAGGUACUCCACGUCCUCGUCUGUCCUCAGAUACCUCGCCAAACCAGUCCGGUCCACCAUCCUGCCCUCGCCCAUGCGCCCCUCCCCCUGGUCGACGUCAACAUCCAUCUCCUGCUCGCCAUCGCCAUCCUUGUCACCAUCCCCAUCUCCAUCGGAGGGGCAGAGCUCCCUCGCCUCCUGCAGCUGCCGUGACCACGCCUCCCUGGCGGCGAAGUGGUGGAAUCCCUCCUCCAUGACGGCCUUGGACAUCAAAUCGAGCUCCUCGUGCUGUCGCCGCAACUCGUCGGUCGAGAUGAUGGGCAGCAGGGAAGAGUCAGGUGGGAGCGCUGAUGAUGCUGACGCGGCCGCAGCAGCAGCUGCUGCGGGGGCGGAAGGUGUGUCAGAGGGAGAGGGUGGGUCGAAGAACGAAGGACGGGGAGGGAGAGUGGCGGGCUGGGCCUGAUGAACGGAUGGAACACAUUAGCACGCGUGACGUCUCCCUCUCACAGCGUGUCCAUAUGGCGUAUGUGAUUGUCUCACCUUGUCAGCCUUCUUGACGGCGAAUGCGAUCCGCGGCCGCUCAGCCGGCAAAGAGCCAUCCAUGACCUCCUCUCUACCAACGCCCUCGCCCCCCUCAUCUCGCAUCAUCCCCUCCCCCUCCUCAGCGCCAAGAUCGAGCAUGGCCGGCGGCAGCUGCAGGUCGUCAUCCUCCGGCAACAUGGGUCCCACACCUACACCUAGACCGUCAUCAUACUCAUCGCCAAAGGGCUCUUCCUCCUCUGCCUCUGCUGCGUCAGCCGCCUCAGCUGCAGCCUGCGCUGCGGCGGCUUCGCGCGCCUCCCUCUCUCGACGCAGCUUCUCAAAGUCAAGCUGAACGCGCAAAGAGAGACAACAAUGCGUGUAUGUGUGGGCGACGGGAGGGGCUGGGGGAGGGUACCUACCUUGUUCUCUAGUUUGUGUGUGGUAGGCCCGUACUCGGCGUAUGAGUAGCGAGACUCCGCGAGCUGCCGAGGCAGCAGCAGCCAUCACACACAUGCUCUCUCAUGGAUCGAUCAAGAGUGCAUCGCUCCCUCACCCGGCGUUUCGACUGCCGCUGCUGUGGCUGCGGGGGUGCCGCCGCCAUCGCGUCAGCCCCACUCGCCCGCACACGCAGCACACGAACACCGCCCACCGCCCGCACAGCAGGCGCCCCAGUAGCGGCAGCCGCAGCGGCAGCGCCGCCCUUGUCUUUCUUGCCGUCUCUUUUUUUCUUUUUGGCGACAAUGACGCCCUUCCUGGGCUUCUCGGGAAGCGACGGCACGCGGAACACGCCCGAGGGGUCGUGGGUGGGCGGAGGGAGGGAGCCAUUAGCUGCUGCUGCUGCUGCUGGGGGUGAUGGCGAGGGAGAGGCGGAGGGGGCAGGUGCGGGGGGAAUGGGGGCGGCAGCAGCAGCCGCAGGAGGGAGCUGGUCGACAUCCAUCAUGGCGGCGGCUGCUGCUGCUGCCUGUGUCUGCGGCUCCUGCUUGGGACUCGGCGACGCCUCGUCUUCACCAAAGAGCUUAGCCACAUCCACCGGACCACCAUCAGCAGCGGCAUGACCGUUCAACAACGGGGCACCACCAGCACCAGCUGCAGCUGCAGGAGCGACCUUCUCAUCGACGAGACCCGACUCGACUAGAGGGAGUGACGGGGGGUUGGUGGGCGCCUGGAUGCCCUCACCCUCCACCCUGUCGCCAGCCCCGUCGACCCGCUGCUUCUUAGCAUCGACCGAUGCUGACGCUGCCGCUGCUGCUGGUGGCUCAGGGUCCUUAGAAGGCCUCUUUCGCUUCCUCUGGAGUGCCUUGGGACGCGCCUGGGCUGCUGCUGGCUGACGGCCGGUGAGCUCCAACAACGCACGGUCGGCUGACACGGACAAACACACACAGGGAUGGGGGGAUGUACACACAGGGAUGGGGGGAUGAGAGAGGGGAGGGCUUUGUGUGUAUGAAUGUGUGUGUGUUACUCUGUCCGUAUUGGGCGUCCAUUUCUGAAAGGGGCGUGUCGGCAGGGGCAGAGGGGGACGGUGCGGCCGCCGCUGCUGCAGCAGCUGGUGCUGCUGGUGAUGGCUGCGGUGGCUCGGCCCGUUUUUUCUUGAGCUCGUCGAUGUACCGGGUGAAAUCCGCCUGGAUCUUCUUGCCCUGCGCCCGCCUGCACGCACACACAUACGCCCACACAUUCACACCGAUCUGUCAAUUGCUCGCGUGUACCUACCAUGCUUUGUCCCAUCGUGUUUGGACCUCCUUGACGCCCGGGAUGACGCCCGGGAAGCCCUUGGAGCUCUUGUUGAACUUCAUGCAGUUGAUGAACACCUAUCAGACGUAUGUGAAGACCAUGCCCAUGCACGCCAUGCAAGGGGCACGCAGGCAGGCAGGCAUGACUGACUGACGUGACGUCACGCACUUUGUCGACGUCGCUCUUGAAAUCGCCCGGCACUUGAUAGGGGUCGGGCAAGGCGCGCAGCCGCGAACCGCUCAGGAAGUCCUCCUCAUACCCACACAGACGUUGCUGCAAUGCCGACCACAACACACACACACAAGAUGAAAUGUGCGUGAGCGGGGGAAGGUGGAAGUGGUGCAAGGGCGUACCCGGAUGGUUCUGAAGUCUGCCUGUUGGUGUGGGGGUACGACCUUUGAGUAUUCGUUGUAGUCGAGUCCGUUGACGAGCUGCACGGGGUAGUGGAACAGAUGCGAGUUGCCGCAGAACCACAAGUCCUUCAGAAUCUGAACAAACAAAGACCCAAGACCCAUGCAUCCAUCGGCCCCGUUCUCCCCUCUCUCUGUGCAAGGACGGAUGGAUGGAUGGCAUAUAUCUGUUACGUACGUGAAGGCAUUUCCUUCUCCACUCCUCGAGAAGCGGCUCCACCUGGCCCUCCACAAUCCACCAGCUGUACGGCUGGCUCCUACAUCAAACACACCAAUCAACAUUAACGACCCAUCCCAUCUUGUCCACAUACUGUAUGCAUGCUUCCGUCUCCAUCCCUGUUGUCCCAGCUCACUCACCAGAUGGAGUCAAACUCAGCGUCCAAUGCGACCUUGCCCCGGCUCUCCAAAUCAAAAUACUCCACAGGUAUAGACAACUUGUCCUUGGCACGGUGCAGCCGCCUCGCAUGUGUCAAGGGGCUGGGGGGCGGCCGCCACGCCGGCAGCUGACCCUCUGAUGCAGCCACAGACGGGGAGGCAUCCAUCUCCCUCUCACGAGUGGUGGCGGCCCGUCUGGGCGGUGAGCGGCCGCCCUUCCCGCCCUUGCCCGCGCCGCCCUUGCCCUUCCCCCUGUUGUUGUUGGCACGGCUGCUCGCGCCUGCACCACCAGCAGCAGGGCUGGCAUCCGACAGCUCGGCCGCUGCGGCGGCCUUGGCGGCCGCCGCCAGCCUCAUAGACACAUCGGGCCGCAUCGCCCCGUUCUCAGCGGCUGACUGGGCGCGCCGGGCGGCGCUGCUCGCGUGACCGUUCUGCUGCCGGUGCUUGGACGGGGGGGACCUCUCCUUGUCCCUCUCGGUGCGCGUGAGGCGCUUGAGGGGCCGGUUGUCGUCCUCGUCUGACUCUUCCUCCUCCAUGGGGUGGUCGUCAGGGGCCGUGCCGUUGGGCUGCUGGCCGUUGCUGCGAGCCUUGCUCCGGCCGAGGGAACUCGUGCUGGUCGCUGCGCGUUUCGGGGCGGCUCGGGAGCCAUCGAGAUUGCGCUGCAUGAAAAGGAGAGCCACGCAUGGUGUGGGUGGAGAGAGGCGGCUGUGGGGAGGGAUUACCCUGUGGGGAGGGAUUACCCGUUCGUUGGCCUCCUUGAGUUGUGCUUUGAAGCCGGCUUUGUACUUGGCGGCUAGUGUGUGGAAGCGGUUGUUGAACUCCUGCUCGGCCUUGGCGCACCAGUCGAUGAUGUACUUGGACGCUUCGUUAGUGUUGAACCUGAAACAUACGAGCUUGUGUGUGUGUAUCGUGGCUGUCUGUUUGUGUGCAUGGCUGGAUCUGCUCACUGCCUGCAGUUGCUGAACAUGAGGUCGAAGUCCUCCUUGACAUCCUGAAACGUGCGGUAGUCACUACGGUUGAUCUUAUUCUGACACACACAGGCAGUCACACAGUCAGUCACACACACAGACAACACACACGCAUGCCUCUCUCUGUGCGGUUCCCAUUCCCCGCUCUCUGCCCUCACGUUGAUCUCCUUGAGCCACAUGGGCCGCUUGAUCAUAUCGUAGUACCCCGGCACCUCAUCCGACACCCUCUCCUGGAAGAGCUGCCAGUGCUCGCCGCGCAGCCCCGUCAGGAGUUUGCCCAGCUCACGGGCGCACACCUUGGUCACCUCCAACGACCGGAAGUCCACCUCCGACCCCAUGACGGCCUCACGCCGCCCGAAGGCCGAGGGAAGCCCUGCCUACGGCCACUCGACGAUUACCGUAUUCCUGGGAGAUUUAAAUAGGGGACGAUGCAGUCGGGCCGAUGUCAGGGAGAGGCGCGGGAGCCGCGCGAAGGCGUCGGAAAGGAAAAUGGCUGCAUCUCG